AUGGUCCGCUUCCUAGCAGACACUCGGAAAGCACCAGUGCAAAACAAACCUCUUCUCGUGAUUGGCGCAGGUCUACCCCGGACAGCAACCUCAUCACUCCAAGCCGCAUUAGAAGAUCUAGGCUUCGGACCAUGUCUGCACAUGGCACACAUAAUCCCCCAUGCAGAGCGCCAACAACUCCUCAUAGAUGCGUCACGUGAGAAAGAUACAGAAAAGCGACACAAGCAAAUCCAUGAGCUGGUCGAUGGACAUGGUGCUGUCGUCGAUAUGCCGGCGAUCUUCUUCCUCGAGGACCUCAUGCAUCUGUAUCCCGACGCGAAGAUCGUGUUGAGCAGCCGGCCAGAUCCGGAGAUCUGGGCACAGAGUGCCAGUGAUAGUCUGAGGUUUUUCUUCACGAAGCGAUUUUAUUGGACUGGUCUUUUGUGGAGGACCGAUCGUUUGUGGUAUAAGUUGAAUUUGCGGAUUGUUGAGUGGUGCCGGGAACGGAUUGGCGAAGGUGAUAUAUUCACGGCUUCUUCUGCGGUGAAGUAUAAUGAGCAGGUUAGGGAGCUUGUGGCAGCUAGGGGUGGUGAGAUUUUGGAAUUCCGCGCGGAGGAUGGCUGGGCACCGCUGUGUAGGUAUCUUGGUAAAGAGGUCCCUGAUAAGCCGUUUCCCAAAGUCAACGAGAAGGCGACGUUUGCGCUGAUCAAGAGAAUUCUGAUUGCGAAAGGGUUGAUCAGUUGGGCUGCACUUGGAGGUGUGCUGUGGCUCGGGUGGACUUGCGUUCCAAGGGGCUUGAUAUAG
Molecule: messenger RNA, 783 nt
Organism: Penicillium salamii
Lineage: Eukaryota; Fungi; Ascomycota; Eurotiomycetes; Eurotiales; Aspergillaceae
Source: the annotation of a GenBank genome assembly